GGCUGAUGCAACACGUCCUGAGUGGUGACACCCGAGAGCAGGCGGAAGUCAAAUUGUGGCUCUUAGGACGCAGAGACAUUCGGUAUCUUCACUUCGGGAUGUACAGGCACUGAUAUUCGCAUGCGCAUAGGCAAAAACACACGGAACGUGUAACAAAUCAACAUAAAAAUAAACAGCGUUAGCAAGAAGUGAAUUUAAACCACUCAACCUGCCUUCAUAUAUCCAGUAUAGGUUAUUAAAAUAUGUCCACUGUUCCAGUAUCCACCAUCUGCAGCGAAGAGCGCUACAACCCGGACACCUGUGGAUAUGUGCCGAGUAAUACGGACUCAGGACAACCGAGUAAAAAAACACAUGAGAAAGUGGUUUUAAAGAAGAAGGUGACUCUGUUGAGAGGUAUAUCGAUUAUAAUCGGGACGAUCAUCGGCGGCGGCAUUUUCAUCUCUCCCAAGGGGAUCUUGCAGCACACCGGUACAGUGGGCAUGGCCCUAGUGAUGUGGACUGCGUGCGGUGUCCUGUCGCUGUUCGGAGCACUCUCAUACGCCGAACUUGGGACAAGUAUAAAGAAAUCAGGCGCCCAUUAUGUAUAUAUUCUAGAAGCGUUUGGUCCACUGCUUGCUUUUGUUAGAGUCUGGGUGGAACUGAUCGUCAUACGACCUGCUGCUACUGCUGUAAUAUCCUUGGCUUUUGGUCAGUACAUAUUACAGCCGCUAUUUAUGCCAUGUGAAAUUCCAGAAAUUUUAGUGAAGAUCACCACAACCAUUGGAAUCACUGUGAUAAUGUAUAUUAACUGCACAAGCGUCAGCUGGACUGCGCGGCUACAGAUCUCCCUGACAUUCUGCAAACUUGUUGCCAUUUUAAUAAUAAUCAUCCCUGGAAUGGUGCUGUUAUUCAAAGGAGAAACACAAAAUUUUUCUCAACCCUUUCAGCAAGCCGAAGUUAGUCUUAUGGGACUUCCCCUUGCUUUUUAUUCUGGAAUGUAUGCAUAUGCAGGAUGGUUUUACAUGAACUUUGUCACAGAAGAAGUAGAAAAUCCUCAAAAAAAUAUACCUCUUGCAAUCUGCAUUUCAAUGGCAGUUGUCACAGUUGGCUAUAUAUUAACAAAUGUAGCCUAUUUUGUCGUAAUGAGCCCUAAAGAGCUUUUGGCUUCAGAAGCAGUAGCUGUGACCUUUGCAGAACGACUGUUGGGCAAAUUCUCCAUAGCAGUGCCAGUUUUGGUAGCUCUUUCCUGCUUCGGGUCUAUGAAUGGAGGUAUCUUUGCGGUUUCCAGAUUGUUUUUUGUUGCUUCACGAGAAGGUCACCUUCCCGAAAUUCUGUCUAUGAUCCAUGUUCAUAAACACACACCUCUUCCUGCUACUAUUGUGUUGUAUCCUACAACUGUCUUCAUGUUGUUUGUAAGUGAUAUCUACAGCUUAUUAAACUUUAUGAGCUUUGUCCGAUGGCUCUUCAUUGGGCUGGCAGUAGCUGGUCUGAUUUAUAUGCGGCACAAACGUCCUGAUAUGCCACGCCCAUUUAAGGUGCCUCUGUUCAUUCCAGUUUUCUUUGCCUUAACUUGUCUCUUCAUUGUCGCACUGUCACUCUACUCUGACCCCGUCAAUACUGGUAUUGGAUUUGCUAUCACUCUGACUGGUUUCCCUGCCUACUACCUGUUUGUGGUGUGGGACAACAAGCCAAAAUGGUUCAGAAGAUUGAUGAGUUCAAUGACCAAGACACUCCAGAUCAUUCUGGAGGUUGUGCCAACUGAAAAUCAUCAAGACUGAGCAGUUCCCUUGGUGACACAACCUAUGGGAUGUUUGAAAUACCAAGACUGCAAACUUCAAAGAAAUGUUUGUCACUUCAACAAAGCCAUACACUAGAACUUUAAAUACUUCCCAAAGUUUCAUCAAAUGAUUGGAUCAUUCUUUGACACCCGAAAUCCUGCCUCUUGCCAGUUGUGAACAGUUCUUUAUACCAUUUUAAUCAGGGGUGAUGUGGGGUGGGGGGAUUGUUAUCACUAACCAGACUGCACAAUUAUGACAAGAGACCAAGGAAAGCAACCCAUUUCACAUCUGCAAUACCCAACUCAUACAGUACAACAGAAACUGGGAGAUUAUUCUUCCUUUCUGCAAUUAAUGCCCUUUGCCUAUAUUCAUAAUGAAUUGAAAUCCUGUAUUUAUUAAUAUGGUAUCAUUUUGUAGAAAUAUAAAUCAAAGUUUGUACAAAAAGCAAUACAACAAUGCUGGAGAAAUGCAUUUGUUUAUUGUACUGUUCGUAAACAUGGAGACCAUGUGAUCACUUACUAUUGAUAUUUCUCUAAAGACCUUACAAAGACAUGAAGAGUUGUGUCUCAGAAGCUGAAUUAUAUUUAUAACAUGAGCUGCUAGGUUUUACUUUUAUCAUUAGAAUCUAUAUUUUUUAAGAUUCAACUUAAGACAUCUUUGAAAUUCCUAUAUUUCAUAUUUCAGCACAACUACAAAUUUUAUUUCUUUGGGGACAUCUGUUAUUUCAGAAGAAGUUACAUUUUCCGGCCCUGAACUUCUGGUAUUAACAGUUCCCAGUGAUAUUUAAAGCAGGAAAUACAUAAGACCCCAAAUGGAAAUGGGCAAAUGGUUAGAAACAGCCACUUGUGCCAUUUUCCUAGGAGUUUCUCCAGCUUCUCACCAGAACAAUCCUUACAGAAAUGCAGUUUCCUUGUUAAGUGCACAAAUUGCCAACAGAACUUUCUGGCCUUCCUACUGAAUUGUGAAUCACAGUUUACAAACACUUACAGAUCCACUGGAAAGCCCUGCCAUUGCUGCUUGAGUAAUCAUCGGAAGUGAAACUGAUCCACAACAGUAGCUGAUACUGUGAUUCCAAAUCUAUAGCUUGCUUCAUGCUCUAUUCAGAUUUACUUAUGUUGACCCAAAAUGGACUAUGUGUUCCUAUAGUAUUAUCUCUCAAUAUAAUUUCAAGGCUGUGAUUUGUAACUUGUUUCCCCAGAUUUUAAGAAUGAAGAGAUUUCUGCUCCUAUUGUUCAGGCUCUGACACGUCAUUCCACACUUUCAUUCUAUUCUCUGGCUGCUGUCCUCGUUUCCCACUGAUUUUGUCCUCCUGGAACUUCUUCCACUUUGUUUUAAUAAACUGUAGUUUCACUUAAUGCUUGCUAGUAAAAAAAGACAGAAACAAACCCCAGUAAGCACUGAUAAUUAAGUAAUAAUGCAGUAUGAAGUUGGGAGUGGUGGUGUGAGGUGCUGAGGAGUAGAGAGCAGUUGCUUAACUAACUGUUGAGAGAAAAUAGAUUUGAGCAAAAUAUUGCAGUUGAGUACACUGAGGCAUUUUUAUGAUGAGUUAGGCCGGAAAUAUUACCAUACAGAGAUACGAGAUCGUAAAUGAUGCACUAAUAGACAAUGUGUGAAACGUCAUAGAGAGAAGAUAAAUGAGCAAAUAUUUGCACAUCUUUGAAUGCAACAAAAUAUGUCAACUUAAUUUAAGUAUUUGGCACAUGGUUAGGCAUUCUGCUUCUAGAACUGAACACUUUUUAAGUAUCAUAUGAGUGCAGUACUUUAUUUGAAAAAUUAAGACUGUUGGUCAUCUAUUUGUCAAAACUGGAUUAUAAUUGUAUUGGAUAAAGCUUCCUAAUUACAUUUAGCUGUUAAUGUAGUGUUGUACAAAAUCACAGAAAUCUCACUGAGCAUCACAAUAAGUAUAAUGACAAGUGGGGAAGGUUUUGAUUUAUAUGGAUAGGUGCGUGGGAACACCUAAGGAAUUAUACUGAAGAGACGCAGCUUGCCUACUGUUUUAUUUUCAAUUCACAGUGGUGCAAUUGUACCAAAUGUUCUUUGUGAUCAAAUAGAAGAUAUAACUCAUUUCCCAUAUUUUGUAAAACCUUAACAGGUAUUUCUAAAUGUAAGUAAACAUUAAAGAGGUUAUUUUACACAAUUGCAAAUGUUGAUUUGUUUUGAAUAAAAGGUAUAACUGUAUUACAGAUUUUUCCUCUCUACUGUCAUGAUUUAUAGAAAACUGCUAGAAGCAUUUCCCAAAGAAAGGAAGAGGAGAAUGGUAUGCAUUACAUAAAAUGAUUAAUUCAA
Molecule: messenger RNA, 4043 nt
Organism: Mobula hypostoma (lesser devil ray)
Lineage: Eukaryota; Metazoa; Chordata; Chondrichthyes; Myliobatiformes; Myliobatidae
Gene: slc7a11
Product: solute carrier family 7 member 11
Exons: 12
Coding region: 243-1757 (504 amino acids)
Biological process (GO): amino acid transmembrane transport
Cellular component (GO): membrane
Molecular function (GO): L-amino acid transmembrane transporter activity
Source: RefSeq, a predicted model, not a curated record